Candidula unifasciata is the source of this 564-nucleotide messenger RNA. The record is from the annotation of a GenBank genome assembly. Lineage: Eukaryota; Metazoa; Mollusca; Gastropoda; Stylommatophora; Geomitridae.
AUGUGUUCUACAACCAGGAAGCUAAACAUCGUGGUGGCAGCUUGUAACAACAUGGGCAUCGGUAUAGAUGGCACUCUUCCUUGGCGGCUAAAACAAGAUAUGGCUUUUUUCAGAAAAGUUACCACGGUGACUAAAAAUACUGAAAAGAAGAACAUGGUGAUCAUGGGCAAGAAUACGUGGCUGUCUAUACCAGCCAAGUUCCGUCCACUGAGUGAUAGGAUUAACGUUGUCCUGAGUUCACAGAUGCAGAAUAACAUUGAAGGUGCACACGUAGUGAAGUCUUUUGACAAGGCACUGGAACUGUGUGACAGUCUCCAGAAUGAGGUUGAAAGUGUGUUUGUAAUUGGAGGGGCUAGUGUCUACAAGGAAGCCAUGCAGCGUGUGAAUCCCUGUAGACUGUACAUCACAAGAGUUCACCAUAACUUCAUUUGUGAUACUUUCUUUCCGGCCAUUGAUGAGAAAGUCUUUGUGAAGGUUCCAAACACAGUGGAUGAAAAUGUACCUCAGGAAACUUGUGAGGAAAAUGGAAUCACGUUUUUAUUUGAAGUCUAUGAAAAGUUAUAA